CCCUAGCACAACUCGGCGACCCGUUAUCGAUAACUCCACGAAAAUUUGGUCGAGCGUGUGUGCGCUGCUCUGUUCGUGUACACUUUAUUUUCAAUUGGUGAAAAUUGUUACAAAACUAGCGAGAAAAUAUGUGAAAAUAAGAAAAAAGUGAAUUUCCGCACUCGAACCGGACGUGCACAAUAGAAUUGGCGACGCCCCACACACAGAAAGUGUCUAAAAUCGCAAAAAUAACAAAGGCGUUAACGACGGACGAAGGCAAAAUAGACGCUCCGCCGCUCGUUCCCAUACAGUUGUGUAUAUUCAGCGUUGCAACUAAUUAAUAAAAAGCAAGUAAAUACAAGUAAAAUACGGCCAACGCGGUGCCAACGGACAAAAGCGAGAAAAAGUACAGUGAAAAAUUUUCGAUUGUCGGCGCACGACGAAGACGAGCAGGCAGCAGCAGCAUAAGAAGAAGCAGCAGCAAAAAAGAAACAAACGAGAAGCAGAAGAGAAACGGCGAUUUUGCAUUCGUGUGAGCGCGUGUGAGUGUGUGCGUGAGGGUGGAAUAUAAACAAAAAAUUAACAAUACAAAAAUCAAGAACAAUUGCUCGACUCGGCGAAAAGUAAAAUGUCACAUUUGCCUUUGGAUGCACGGGCUAUUCUGCAGUAUCUAAAUGAUUUGGGCUAUAGGAAUAUUUCAGCCGAGCAACUCCGUGAAUUUCUGAAAGACCUGCGCAAGCUCAUCAAGCAUGAGGAGCGUCUGGCGGAGAACGCAAAGGCGAACCAUUCCAGCAGCAACAGCUUGCAUAAACGCGGCACCGUCAGCUCGCGUGCCAAAUUAACUGGCGACAAGGAUAAGGAGAAUGCGGCCCCUACAUCAUCAUCGUCGUGUGCCGAUUCCAGGUCGAAGGAGAAGGAGUCCAAGACUGAUCAGUCUAGCCAGCAGCAGCAACGUUCGAAUGGCGGCUCGCACUUUAACGAUUUAGCUCAGGCCUUUAAGGAGAAACUCCUGAUGGAAGCAUCCGUACCUCCAGCUGGUCUUAAGGAUUUGAAUCCAGUUAAUGCUGUGGCAAGUGGCAGGCGUCGCAGUCGCAGCAAGACCCGCCAGGGAAAGGAGCCGCCAUUGUCUAGCGGUGGGGAAUCGGAUCGGAAUGAAGAUUUUAAGAGGAUGCAACGUCGUCGGCGCAGUAAAUCGCAUCCACGCAGUGCCAGUCGCGGUUCCUACUUGGAUCGACGCCGCGGAAAGGCCAAGCACUGUGAUCCGGUUGCCCUAUUUCAGUAUUAUCAGAAAGAGUGGGCCCAUUUUCGCAGUCAGAUUCCCGGCGAGUCCUCGCACUCGAAUGCCCGCUUUGAAGUGCGCCGCAAGCUAAUGGAUCCCAAGUGAUGAGACAUCUUUCCGAUGAGCAGUUAUUAUCAAAACAUUCCCAUAACUCGGAUCAUUUUCAUUUACUUUUAUUUAUAAUUUUUGAUCCAUUUGAUUCAUUAUUACACAUAAAUACAUAAACUUUUCAAAAGCUUAAAAAGACAAAUAAAAUAAAGAUUUUAAAUGUAAGUUUAUAUUA
Drosophila kikkawai is the source of this 1541-nucleotide messenger RNA. NCBI's taxonomy places the organism in Eukaryota, Metazoa, Arthropoda, Insecta, Diptera, Drosophilidae. The record is from RefSeq and is a predicted model, not a curated record.